CCAGACUUUUAUGAAUACUUUACUGCAACAAAACCCUUGCUGGACAAGGACCCUUCACUGUGGUGCAUCUCAGCGUGGAAUGACAAUGGAAAAGAAGGGAUGGUACAGAGAAAUGACGCCCUUUACAGAACAGACUUCUUUCCUGGACUUGGAUGGAUGCUGAGAAAAUCACUUUGGGAUGAGCUUAAACCAAAAUGGCCACUAGGUUUUUGGGAUGAUUGGAUGAGAGAGCCAGCCCAGCGUAAAAACAGGGCGUGCAUACGACCAGAAAUCCCAAGGACAAAAACGUUUGGGAGAGUUGGAGUAAGCCGUGGACAGUUUUUUGAUCAACAUUUAAGAUUUAUUAAGCUGAAUGACCAAGUGCAUCCAUUUACUAAAACAGACCUUUCUUAUUUAUUAAAAGACAAUUACGAUGAAAAGUUUGUCAAACGUAUACACACGUUGCCUCUAGUUACUGUGGAUCAGUUGGUCAAGAAGAACGUGUUUGUUCCCGAAGUGCAGGUUCACUACUCAUCCGAGCAGGACUUUCAAUUUGUAGCAAAACAACUUGGUGCAAUGACAGACUUUAAAGCAGGCAUACCAAGGAUGGCAUACCAAGGAAUAGUUUCAAUAAUAUUUUCUGGUGUUACAGUUCACUUAGUACCAUCCAAUUAA
Porites evermanni is the source of this 654-nucleotide messenger RNA. The record is from the annotation of a GenBank genome assembly. NCBI's taxonomy places the organism in Eukaryota, Metazoa, Cnidaria, Anthozoa, Scleractinia, Poritidae.